Ailuropoda melanoleuca (giant panda) is the source of this 10197-nucleotide messenger RNA. RefSeq names its product post-GPI attachment to proteins inositol deacylase 1 (gene PGAP1). The coding region runs from base 480 to 2726 and encodes 748 amino acids. Gene Ontology annotation, biological process: GPI anchor metabolic process; endoplasmic reticulum to Golgi vesicle-mediated transport. The transcript has 27 exons. Gene Ontology annotation, molecular function: phosphatidylinositol deacylase activity. The record is from RefSeq and is a predicted model, not a curated record. Gene Ontology annotation, cellular component: endoplasmic reticulum. Lineage: Eukaryota; Metazoa; Chordata; Mammalia; Carnivora; Ursidae.
CUCAGCUCUUUAUUCUUGAAGAAUCAACUCAGCAACUUGAGGAAUCUGCUGGACUCCACCUUGAUUCCCCCUCCCUGCAUCAUGGCCUGGAAACUCUCAAGAUAAAAAUAGAACUUCCAAAGAAACUGGCAAAACGCUAUCCUGCAUAUGAAUUAUAUCUUUAUGGAGAAGGCUCCUAUGCUGAAGAACACAAAAUUCUCCCUUUGACUGGUAUCCCAGUUGUCUUUCUUCCUGGUAAUGCUGGAAGUUAUAAGCAAGUUCGUUCUGUUGGUUCUAUUGCACUUAGAAAAGCAGAAGACAUUGACUUCAGGUACCACUUUGACUUCUUUAGUGUGAAUUUCAAUGAAGAACUGGUGGCACUGUAUGGUGGAAGUCUUCAGAAACAGACCAAGUUUGUACAUGAAUGCAUUAAAACAAUUCUCAAACUCUAUAAGGGUCAAGAAUUUGCUCCAAAAAGUGUGGCAAUAAUUGGUCAUUCUAUGGGUGGCCUUGUUGCAAGAGCAUUGCUUACAUUGAAAAAUUUUAAACAAGAUCUGAUAAAUCUUCUUAUCACACAAGCCACCCCUCAUGUUGCUCCUGUGAUGCCAUUAGAUCGUUUCAUAACCGAUUUUUAUAUGACUGUAAACAACUAUUGGAUUCUAAAUGCUAGACACAUAAAUUUAACCACACUUUCUGUAGCUGGAGGAUUCCGGGAUUACCAAGUUCGUUCAGGACUGACUUUUCUACCAAAAUUAAGCCAUCAUACCAGUGCCUUAUCCGUUGUGAGUUCAGCAGUGCCUAAGACCUGGGUCUCAACAGACCACCUUUCCAUUGUAUGGUGUAAACAAUUGCAGUUGACUACAAUUCGAGCAUUCUUUGAUCUUAUUGAUGCUGAUACUAAACAAAUAACUCAAAAUCCCAAGAAGAAAUUGUCAGUUUUGAAUCACCACUUUAUAAGACACCCAGCAAAACACUUUGAGGAAAAUCCAGCAAUAAUUUCUGACUUAACAGGGACAUCUAUGUGGGUUCCAGUGAAAGUGUCCAAGUGGACCUAUGUGGCUUACAAUGAAUCUGAUAAGAUAUAUUUUACAUUUCCUCUUGCAAAUCAUAGAAAAAUCUACACUCAUGUCUAUUGUCAGAGCACCAUGCUGGAUACAAAUAGUUGGAUUUUUGGCUGCAUAAACAGCACUUCUAUGUGCCGGCAGGGAAUUGAUUUAUCAUGGAAAGCUGAACUACUGCCAACAAUUAAGUCUCUGAUGUUAAGACUUCAAGACUAUCCAUCUUUGUCUCAUCUUGUUGUUUAUGUACCAUCUAUUCAUGGAAGUAAGUUUGUUGUAGAUUGUGAAUUCUUUAAAAAAGAGACAAGAUCCAUUCAGCUUCCUGUAACUCAUCUUUUUUCCUUUGGACUGUCUUCAAGGAAAGUGAUAUUAAAUACAAGUGGCCUGUUUUAUAAUAUAGAACUUCUAAACUUUGGACAGAUAUACCAGGCUUUUAAAAUCAACGUAGUAAGCAAGUGCUCAGGAGUCAAAGAAGAAAUAACUAGUAUCUAUAAACUUCAUAUUCCUUGGUCUUACGAAGAUUCACUAACUAUUGCACAGGUACCAUCUUCCACAGAAAUUUCUCUGAAACUCCAUAUUGCUCAACCAGAAAAUGACAGCCAUGUAGCAUUAUUAAAAAUGUAUACAUCUUCAGACUGUCAGUAUGAAGUGACAGUUAAGACUUCCUUUUCACAAAUACUUGGACAGGUAGUUAGAUUUCAUGGUGGAGCUCUUCCUGCUUAUGUUACAUCUAGUAUCCUUCUUGCUUAUGGAGGACAGUUAUACUCUCUUUUCUCAACAGGUCAUUGCUUAGAAUAUACUAUUAUGUUGGAUAAAGAAGCCAAGCCAUACAAAGUUGAUCCUUUUGUAAUUAUGAUUAAGUUUCUGUUGGGAUAUAACUGGUUUAAGGAAUUAUGGGAUGUGUUAAUGUUACCAGAAUUAGAUGCCAUCGUUUUAACUAGUCAGAGUAUGUGUUUCCCCCUUGUAUCCUUGAUUCUCUUUCUGUUUGGAACAUGUACUGCCUACUGGGGUGGCCUACUUUCUUCUACAUCUGUGAGACUCCUUUCUUCAUUGUGGCUAGCUUUGAAAAGGCCCUCUGAACUUCCUAAAGAUAUCAAGAUGAUAUCAGUAGAUUUGCCCUUUCUGACAAUUGUUUUGAUCAUCGUUAGUUGGACAACUUGUGGAGCAUUUGCCAUACUGCUUACUUAUCUUUAUUAUGUGUUUAAGAUUGUUCAUCUGCAAGCCAGCCUAACAGCUUACAAAAAUAGCCAGACCGUGAAUCCUAAACACUCUAGAAGAAGUGAAAAAAAAUCAAAUCACCAUAAAGACUCUACAGUACACCAUCUUCGUUUAUCUGCCAGUGAUGCUGAAGAUAGUCUUCGCAUGCACAGUACUGUGAUUAACUUAAUAACGUGGAUUGUAUUACUCAGCAUGCCGUCUUUAAUUUAUUGGUUAAAGAAUCUCAGGUAUUACUUUAAACUUAAUCCUGAUCCGUGUAAACCUUUGGCAUUUAUCCUUAUUCCAACUAUGGCAAUUCUUGGAAAUACUCAUACUGUUUCAAUAAAAUCCAGUAAAUUGUUGAAGAUUACUUCACAGUUUCCACUUCCUCUGGCUGUUGGUGUAAUUGCUUUUGGGUCAGCACAUUUAUACAGGGUUCCAUGCUUCGUUUUCAUUCCUCUUUUAUUCCAUGCAUUAUGCAACUUUAUGUAAGACUGGAUUUAAGGAAUGAUAAAAAUAAUUUAUACCUUUUAGGGUCAGUAAUAAGAGGGAAUGCACAGAUUCAUCAAUGUGGACAGCAAGAUCCUUUGGAGAAGACCAGUCUAUUUUUACAAUAUUGAAAAUGGGAAAUUAGUUUUAUAAUGCUUGAGAAAAGUAGUUGAAGCAUGGUUUUGUUUUGUGGUAUGGCAUCUAUGUAUUAGUCAUUUUUGAAAAAUUAGUAAAAGGGUCUGGUGGCCACUGUGUUUGAGGACUUCUGCAUAUCAGCUAUUCUGCUUGAUUGGCCAUACUGGAGAUCUUCUAAAUACUCAGUAAAUGUAGCGUUGCUUGUAAUCUCAACUCAAGCAUUCUGCUCAUUUCAUCAAACUUUCUUCUGAUAAGUCGGUUACUUUGUAUUUGCUACAGCAUGCAUAUUGAGAAAUCAGUCUUAAAAGAUGAAUGAAAAAGAAAAAGAUCAAUGAAAUUCACAACUGUUUGGUUUCUCAAAAAUUAAAGAAUCUCAAAGAGUCUUUGGUCAGUUUUUGGCAGCCACAGUGAACAAGGCGGAUCUUUUGUUUUACAUCUAUGAAAAUACAACUUUUAAUUUUAAGGAGACAUGUUUUCUUGAUAACCAAUGGAAAAUUGAACAUAAUUUAAACUCAAAACUCAAAAUUUUCUCACUACUUUUCAAAUACAGAUCUUAUUUUGUAUUCUUGGUGAAUAUCAGGAGACUAUUAAAGAAAUCUCUUGUUAAAUUUAAAGAAAAUUGUCCCAGAUAUUUACUUACUGGUGUUGGAGAAGUACAGUUGUUCAAUAUAUACCAUUUUAUUUAAUUCAUUGACCCCAUGGUUGCCAAAAGUGCCUCAGAUCAUGAUGGAUUUUUAAAAUAACUAAAUUCCAGUGGUCAGCAAAAACUCUAGGUUUGCACAGUUUUUGUCUACUGUAGAAAAAAAUGUCAGCAUGAUCAAGUGGUGUACCACAUUUGAUAUGUAAAAUUAUGCUAUUAAUAGAAUAACCGUUACCCAUUAAUAGCAUAAGUAUAAACAGUAUAUUUAAAUAAAUUGGAGGUUUUCGCCACUAGUUUUAACAAUGGCAUCUUAAUUUGCCAAAGUGAUUACCUUGGUUUGACAGAAAAGAAUAAUACUUCUAUUUCAUUUCAGACUUCAGCUCACUUUUAGCUACAGAAGAGUAGGUAAUGGAGCUAGGUAUCUUUGCCUUAAGAUAGAAUAAACUCAGGCUGAGGUAUACUUGGCUCAUGGAGCCCUUCCUUUAGAUGUGUAUGCUCCAUAUACCCAAAACCGUUCAAGUAAAGCCUUUAAAUCCCAGUAAUACUUGUGAACUUUUGUCCUUGUUAGUACCUAGGAAUGUCCUAGAGUACCUAAUUCAUUUUGUCAGCAAUUGCAUCUGGAUUCCAUUUCAACCUCUCAGCUGUUACUGCCUGUGGAGGGUUACCUCACUUCACUUCUCAGUUAUUCCUCAGGUCCUUGCUGUUUUGGCAUCAGUUGAACAGGAUCUCAGUAUCUUCUGUGAGGGUUAUAAGUUUGUAUGAUUCCAUUGUUGUCUCUCCCAACUUCAUGCCUAUUGUUCAGUAUUUAUAUUUCACUUAUGGAGAUCAUUAAAGGGAAGCAUAACCUCAUAGUAGACAUGGCUGACAUUUCAGGCUCUCAUUUGAGAGAGGUAGCACAAGGAUAAAAUACAAAAUGCUUGUUUGUUCAGUAUCUGAAAGGAAAGAGAGUUUAUUAUACACUUAUCCCAUGGCAUACCACGUGUAUAUUUAAAUAAGGACAUAACUGCUUAUGUUUACCUAUUCAUAUAUUCAUAAAUAAGUUUUAUAUACAUUUGUAUUGUUAUUUUUUUCUCUGAUAUUAUCAUAUUUUUACAUUACAGGUUAAACGUGUCAUUUAACUAUUUCUGAAUUUAAACUUAUGUUUAUAUACAGAAAGAACUUUAGAAAAUUCAUUAAUUUGUAUCUUCAGUUGACAGCCACAGUCAUUGAGUUUAUAUGAUUUAAAGUCUUCUUGUUCAGUCAGUACUGCUCAUGAAUAAAAUGUAAGAAGGUUAAAUUUCUCAUUUGUGAGUAGGAGAUUAACUUUUUAAACAGCAGACUAGGCACACUAAUUCUCACUAAACAAUUUUCAUGUGAGUGUAGUUAUCAAGUCCUAAAGUCUUAUUUAUUCCAACAGAAUAUUUCAUUUUAGGGCUAUAAAAAGGAUUCUGAUUAUUUUUAUAAACAACAGUAGGUUGGGUCUUUAGCCAUUACACACACAGACACACAAACACGCACACACACACUUUGACAGGGUGUUUAUCAAAUCCUGAUGCAUGUUAACCCCAAAUAACUACCAGAGAUAAGUGGGCUCUGUCUGAAGAUAAGGGAAAUUGAUGUUUCUGUCACUUGGGGAACAAAUCUUUAAAUUAUACAUUGUUUCUACCAUGCUUACAACCUAUAUUAUUAGCUGGUAAAACAGUACAGCUUUUUUAGAAAUGUUACUAAAAAUGAAAUUGUUUAUUGGCAGUUACAGAUUAUUCAAUUCAGGAAACUUCUGAGCUUGAGUGCUAUAACAUUUUUAUUUAGAAUUUGAAUUUAUAAGUUUUGUGUUACAAAAGUUACUCUUGGACUCUAUAACUAAAUCAAACAUAUAGAUCAAACAGAAAAAAUACUGAGUACUUUUAGUGUUUCUAAAGCCCCAGUUGGAGUUAUUAGUAUAAUUUGGAACUGAUAAUAUGGUAGAAAACAUUAACCUCUUUUUUCUGGAACUUUUUCAUACCAAAAAUUAAACAGGUUCUACUAACUCUUUUCUUGGUUGUCACCACAAUGAAAAUAUUUAAAAUAGUGGUCCCAAAAAGCCAUUCUUGCCUGGUUCACAUUGAUUUUGAGUUUCUUCAGUAUAUAUUGAUCAUGUAUUGAUUAAUCUUUAAUUUUUUUUUCAUAUUUUGGUCAGAUGAAUUCACAUGUGUCUAAUGGAAUACCUUUUCUUGAUUGAACUACACUAUGGUAUCUACAUGAUUAUACAGUAAAGAAAAAUAAAGAACUAUACUAGGCCUAGUAAAUGUUUGUUGUUGAUUAUCCUAUCACUCGUGCAGACGGUACACAUUUCCACCACACACACAUACUUAAAUGAAGCAAAUUAUAUGAUUUGUUCAUUAUCUAGUGCUACACUUCUCCUAAUGCUUCAGCCUUGUCAUUCAUAGCAUAGUAUAUUUAUUUUACCUCACUGCUUAGUAGCUCCUCUUACACGUAGUGGCCAGGGGAAAUAAAAGGAGGGAAAAUGGAAGAAACACAAAGAUUAUGGGAUAAACUAGGACUUGAUUCCUGAAUCCCCAGAUAGUUAGCUGACCUGUAUUUUCCUUUUAGGCAUUAAGUCUAAAUUAGUGUAAUGUCUUCUUUAUUAGGAGGUUUAGUAUAAAUCUUUACAGUGCUGCACUUGCAAAUUUAGUAAACUAUUAUUAAAAUCAGUUGGGAAUUUUUUUUUAAAUAUGUUGUGACUUUAUAUGACUAGGCAUCUGUUAUUUUUUCAUCAUUACUUUUUGUUUUCUCAGUGUUACCUAUCAUAGGAAACUAGAUACCUUGUGAGGUUUUUCAGGGGGGAGUCAAUUUGAAGAACAUGACGCACUCCCAGGAAGUAUUAGUAUCUUUGUAUUAUGCGGGUCGCCUGGCUGGCUCAGUUGGUGGAGCAUGUGACUCUUGAUCUUGGAGUUGUGAGUUCAAGCCCCACACUGGGUGUGGAGAUUACUCAAAAAUAAAAUCUUAAAAAAAAAAAAAAAAAGGAAAGAAAAGACAAAAAGCUUCCUUGCCACACAAGGUAAAUAUAGAAGAUACUUUUACGAAAUAGAUGAUUAGGAGCUAAAAUUUUAUCUCACUCUUUUUGAACAAAGGACAGCAUUUCAAUGUUUGUGAUGAGCUUUUAUUUAUGCAUAACACACAUGCAUUCUUUCACAAUAAGUUUCAACAGCCUGAGGAAAUAGGAAGUCUGUGAGGCUACUUGUGUUCUUUACUUUUAAUAAGGAUGAUAGGAAAGAAAAGUCAGGUCAGUAAUCCCAAUCUGAAUAUGUGUACUGUAAAUGUUUAAGAAUUCACAUUUUUGUGAUAAAUUAUAUUAUGAAUAUAGAAGACUGAAUUUUGUAUAUUAGCAUUUUUAAGAACAGAAUAAAGUUUGGAAAUAGUGAGAAUAGACUAAUUUAUUUCAUUAAUAGUUUAAAUGUAACAGUACACCUGAAUCAAUAAUAUAUGUCUUUCAAAAGUUAAAUGAUAUUCUAAGCUACAUCUUGAUUACAUUGUCUGUGGUUGAAAAUUUUAAGUCAAGUACAGGACUUUCUAAAAGUGUUUGGCAUGUUAUGCUGCCAAAAAUGACUAUGGUUUGAAAUGUCAAGUAACCAGUCAAUUUCUGAUGACUUUGUAUAGUACUUGAUAUAUAUGAAUCAAAAUUAUUCUGUAUCGAUUCUAUACAUUGUAACUUAGAAUACUUGUAAAAAACUGUAUUUUUUAUUGUAUUUUGGUUAGUGUAAAUUUGUUUGCAUAUUUGAAUUUUAAUCUUAAUUUAGGAAGGCUAAAAAGUAGCCAGUUUUGUAAAGUUCAUAUACUAUUUUUUAAUGUUAUUUUUGUUUUUAGUAUUUGUAUUCAAGUAAUGUUAUUAGUAAAAGAUUUAUAGACAAAGCAUAGAACUGUUAACUGUUCAUAAGCCGAAAUUAUAGGCAUAUUUUGUAUUUCAUGUUGCACUUGUUUCAUAUUGGACUUUUUACAUCCCUUUUACAGGGGAAAAAAACACAUUUAAAUUUGUUUAGCAUAAACCUCUGCAUUGAAAACUAUAACUGUAUUCAUAUGGUUAGCAAAACACACUUUGCCACCAAAGCUAAAUGAAACUGUAAAAUACCUCGAGAUAUUUGUGCCAAUGAAUUUUUCUUAACAUAUUGAGAUUAAAGUAAGAAAUAUUUUCAGUAUUUUUCAUCUGGGGCUUAGUAUUAAAUAUAUAAAUCAUCAAAACUUAAAUUCCAUACCCAAAUUUUUCUUUGAAUAUAUAUAAUAUACCAUAGUAUAUUCUAUUUUAUCUGAAUUAUGGAAUAAUAAUGUUCUCUGAUUUUAUUGGGUUUAAAAGUUAAUUUACUCAAUAAUGAUCUUUGUUAAUUAAGUAAUCUUUCAUUCAUCACAGAUUCAUUCUGUUGUGUAAAACUUUAAAUUUUGUUGUACAGAUUAUUUUUAGUACAGGUGUCUCUCAUUUACUAUGGAAUUUGUUUUGUUUUCUAUGUAUUUCCAUUCAGUCCCUUUAUAAAUCACGUUUCAAAGGGGAAAAAUAUCUGCUGGAUCCUAACAGUACAAUGAAAUACAUUUUAAAAUGCAUAUUUUAACAGAAAACAUAAACAAUGGUGUUAAUGCUGAAGUGUUAACAUUGAUGGGUGGUAUACUCAUGAUAGAGAAGUAGAAAAAUGAUAGACUCGCAAACAUAUUUAUCUGAUUGGAAUUCUUUAAUUUCUCCCCUAUAGAAAUUCUCAAAGGGAAUUUCAGUCCCUCAUAUAGUUUUCCCCAUCAGUUAAUGUCACUUAUUGUUUCUCUGUCUAGUAAAGUUGAUGCAGUUUGCAAAAGUAGCCUUCCAAAUAAAGAGGCAAGAAAAAACCAAAUAUUAAACUGUUUGGCCUUGAUUUAGUGAUAGUUCAUCCAGUUAACUGGUAGUGACUGGAAAUUAGUAAAAAGAUAAUGUACAAGACCUAAAAAGUCAGUUAACAUUGUUUUUUGGAAUGAGUUUUUCCUUUGUGUUAAAUAAUUUUAUCCUACAUAGGAGGUACCUGUAUUUUAAUAUAACCAUGUUGUCUAUAUAAAUAUGUAUUUGUUGAAAUGUUCGUAGAAAUAACCUCUUCCUCCACUAUAGAGGGGAAAAAAUAUCUCCCAAUUUUUAGUGUAUGUGAUUUAGGAAAUUGUAUUGUGUACUUACGCUUUUUAAAAUGUAAAAAUGACUUUAUAUAUUAUUUUGAAGUGAUUGUAUUAGUUUCUUAAACUUAUGACUAAAUGUAGCAACAUACCCAUGAGAAACCAGACCAAAAUUGAAUGCAUAUGAUCACUGUGACCUUGAACUUAUAAUAGUUGUUAGGAUAAAACAGACUGUGCCUUAAAAUGAAGGAAUGCCCUGCAGUUUUAUAACUGUAUAUUUUAAUAUGGGUGGUCUUCUCAAAUGGCCCCCAAUUUUUUUCUCUGAGGUUGAUGAAGUAAAAUUUUUAAAGUUGACCAGUAUUUCUUUUUUUUGCUCUAGAGGCUUCCCUUAAUUUCUGGAGUUCUCAUUUUGAGUUAAAAUUGACUUCUACUUCGUAGAUGUAGAAAAGUAAGUUUGGCUAAAGUUUCUGAAAAUAAAUUUAUUUUAGGAAAAGGUGGUGGCACUUCUGUUUUGCACUUAUUUACACAUGGAAAAAUCUUCAAAUAUCAUUUUUUGUCUUUUAAUAAUCUGUCAAAGACAUGAAUUCUUCCCUAAGACCUAUACUUAUUUUUCCUCAGAUUAUUGAGGCUCGUAUUUGAAUAUCAAAGUUAGUUUACCCAAUAAUGAUUUUUCAGUAAUUAAACUCAGAUUUUAAACAUUAUUUUCCCCUUUUUCUCUUUUUCCUUCCCAGUAAUUAUUUUUAAGAUAGCAGAGAACUGGUUUCAGUUGUUAUUGGGGUUUUUUUGAUGUAAAGACUUGUAUUUUUACUGUGCUUAUUUAAAAAUAAUAUAAUUUCUUUUAAGACAAAUUAUUCAAAUCAUAGGACAUCAUGGUCUCUGCUAAAGGUGCCCACAUCUCUGUGUACUCAGAAUUUGUUGUAUAUUUUUCAGUUUUGAACAUAAACCCAACAUAUUUCUUCUUCCCAUUUCACCUCCACUACCUCCCCUCAAAGACAAAAAUCUUGGUUUCUCUAAAAAUAAGUAGAAAGAAAACAUGUCUUUCCUUAAAACAUGUGAAAAUUGAGAUGGAAAUAGUUUAGGCAAGGAAAUGUAAUAAAAUACAUGCUGUCAACCUGCAUCCAUUUUCAUAGUUAAAAGUUUAUAAAGGACAAACUAUGUAUUAUGCUGAAAUAAACUCAGUAAUCCUUUAUUUGCAAAUUGAUAUUUUUGUUCAGAUCCAGAAAAUGCAGUGCAUAGUAACAAUACUUAGUGCAAGGGAGCUUGUCCUGUAGCAUAUACUGAAAAAUGAUUGUCACCUUGCAGAUUUUUCCAUUUAAAUAUGCAUGAUUUUCCUCCAGUACUUUGUAUAAUAUAUAGUGUAUGAAAUACACAUGUGUGAUUUUGUGUGAAUUUUUUAUGUAAGUAACAUUAUUACGUUUAACUGGUUGUAAUUCACAGAAAGUGCUAUUAUACUCUAGAGUGUUGUGUAUGUUUUUAUCUGUUUCAGCGUUUUGGGGUGGGGUUUCAAAAAUGAAUAUUUGCCUUCAGUCUUUGCUCAGGUAUUAAUGUGUAGCGAUUUUUGGUGCUUUCUUUUUGAUCUGUCGUAAUCCGGUGUUCUGAAUGUUCAACAAUAAAUGGUGAACAAGA